GAUCGGGGCUGGAAAGUCCCUCUGAAAGGCUGUUCUUUGUGUGGCGACUGGCGAGAGCUGUUUUGUUUUUGCUUAACAGCUCUCGUGGGUUGUGAUACGUUUUACAAUGUGCGGGCAUCAAAAAGACUGAUUUAACAUUGUGUAAUUAUACACUGGAAGAUUGAGGAGAGUGUGCCAUAGACGUAGCAAAGCGACACGGACAAGGGAAGGAGUUUGAAGAGAUGGGAAAUUGUCUGAAAUCUCCUACCUCGGACGAUAUCUCAUUGCUGCACGAAUCUCAGUCGGACAGGGCUAGCUAUGGUGAUGGGACCGACCCUGAUCAUGAACCUCCUCCACCGUACCAGGAGCAGGGUCACGUCCCUGUGUAUCACCCCACGCCCAGUCAGGCCCGCUUGGCCACCCAGCUGACGGAGGAGGAGCAGGUGCGCAUCGCCCAGCGCAUCGGCCUCAUCCAGCACCUCCCCCGCGGCGUGUACGACCCAGGACGCCACGUCACCGAGAAGAAGAUCAGAGAGUGUGUGAUCUGUAUGAUGGACUUUGUGUACGGGGACCCCAUCCGGUUCUUGCCCUGCAUGCACAUCUACCACAUGGACUGUAUAGACGACUGGCUGAUGCGCUCCUUCACCUGCCCCUCCUGCAUGGAGCCCGUGGAUGCCGCUCUGCUGUCCUCCUACGAAACCAACUGAACACACACACACACACACACACACACACACACACACCAGAUGCUGUGACGCUCUGGUCCAACUGAUACACAAACAUACACACACUCAAACUGCACACCUCCCCCCCCCCCCCCUCCUCCUACCUACAACCAAACCUUUAAAUGCUAGAGGCCCUGUGAGACCAAACUAUCUGUUUUAGGUCACUGGGUCCCCCAUCCCCCAUGGAGGGAGUCAGAUGGCUGAGCGGUGAGGGAGUCGGGCUAGUAAUCUGAAGGUUACCAGCCGUGCCAAAUGACGUUGUGUCCUUGGGCAAGGCACUUCACCCUACUUGCUUCGGGGGGAAUGUCCCUGUACUUACUGUAAGUCGCUCUGGAUAAGAGCGUCUGCUAAAUGACUAAAUGUAAAUGUAGAUCCCUCAUCCACCUCUUCAUCCACAACUUCCUCUCCUUCACUGGACUGGGGAGAAGGUAUUCACAGGACAGACUGGCUAGUUGACCAGGUGUGUGCUGACUUGUUGGCUGACUAGUAGAGCUGCAGAAUUCUGGGGAUUUUUUUUGGGGGGGGGGGGCAAGUCAAGGAACUGAUUUAACAGCUGCUGGUCUGGACAUCACCAACUAGCUACUGGUUGGUUGGCUGACUGGUUGGCUGGUCUGGAGAACUCGGGUUCAGAGAGGUAUUCCUGGCAGGGUGGACAAACGGACUCAGGGAGCAUAGCUCCACCCUCCCCUCCAGGUAUCCCUGUUGCCUUGUCCAGAGAGCGGGGGGGAGAGAGGAGACAUUUUGUGUCCUGGAAGACCCGACUGGUCCAUGGAAGAAAGUCACCAGCCAGAGGGACUUUGUGGGUGUUUAGAUAUCCGCUACGGAGACUGUUCCGCUACGGAGACUGUUCUACAAACAGCACAUCCACUAUAAAGACUGAUAAAUGUGUGUAUAGUAGUCAAGAGACAUUUGAUUUGCGUGUGUGUUGUGUGUGUGUGUGUGCGCUCUCGCACUCAGCUAACCAUCAAGGGCUCAGUUGAUACCACUUCCUUCUCUGCAACCACACAGGAGCCAUCUAGUGGUGAGGCACAGUACUGCGCUGCACAGGGGACUUCUGGAUCUGAUCCCAGCUUCAAGUCAUGUUGGGUUUAAGCAUACAGUGCAGAUGAUAGUGUCGAAAUUAUCAUUCCACCCGCACCACAUACAUACACGUCAUGCACACAUCACACUGGUAUUGCAAUGACAGUUGAUUUCAGGAACAUCUUGAAAUAUUGUCUUACGUGCAACCGUGUAAUCAAACGUCACUAUAAGCACAAGAAAUACAAACGUUCAAGAAGAAGAUGGCUCCCAAGUAUUUGUGUUAUAAAGAAAGAAGCGAGUCGCGCUCCUUCUUCACCGUACGGAAGGUGUCUCGUGCUGAGGACUAACCCUCACUGACAUUUAAAGAGGUUUAAAACAUGCCUUGAGUGUUUUUGUGUGUGUGUUUGUUGGGGGGGGGGGGGGGGGCGCUGUAAAUCAUUCAGAUUUUGCACAGUAUAGAUGUAUCGUUAGUUUUGUAAUAUUUUAUUUUCCAGUCAUUAUGGAGUUUUGUUGCCUUAGCACGGACGUCCUCGUUAUGUAAACUAACUGGUGUUCUAAAUCGAAUGCACCCACUAGCUUUCCACCUGGGCCCACCACCACAAGGUGUUCACUUCGUUCACUGUUCUCUAGUAGGAUGUAUUUUUUAUUACCGUAAAGCUUUCUACCGUAAAGCUUUCUUUAACCGUAAAGUAAAAAAACGAAAUGGGAUGAUCAUUCACCUGUUUGUCUUGCAUUCUAAUUUAGGUAACUAAGAAAAUAGUAAAGACAAUUGAAAUAAUUAAAACGUUUAUGAACUCCACCAGAAGCAAUUUAUAAUAUAUCGGCGUAAUAAACAAGUCCACACGUGUGAUUCACAGCAAUGUAAAUGCGUAUUCCUUAGCAUUCAUAGACCCCCCCCCCUCCCCCCAUUAAGGACUACAACAAGUGCAGAUGCCCACGGGCCUGUGCGGCGCGGGCGCGUUUUGUCUUUGCAUGUGCGAGGUUGUUUGUUUAUGUGUGUGCCUGUGAGUACUUUCUUUGUUCUUUGUAAGUAUACAUAUAAUAUACUGGCAAUUAAUAAAUGAAACUAUGCUAUGGAA
Messenger RNA from Osmerus eperlanus (European smelt), 2803 nucleotides. RefSeq names its product ring finger protein 11b (gene rnf11b). The coding region runs from base 222 to 686 and encodes 154 amino acids. Gene Ontology annotation, cellular component: ubiquitin ligase complex. The record is from RefSeq and is a predicted model, not a curated record. The transcript has 3 exons. Gene Ontology annotation, biological process: ubiquitin-dependent protein catabolic process. Lineage: Eukaryota; Metazoa; Chordata; Actinopteri; Osmeriformes; Osmeridae. Gene Ontology annotation, molecular function: ubiquitin protein ligase activity.